GGGGGGGAGGCAGCGGCGGCCGCGGCGCUGCUCGUUGGCGACGGGAGGCAGAAGAGGCGCCGGAGGGAGGAGGUUGUGUAGCAGGUGAGCGCGGCUGGGCCGUGGUGCGAGGACGUGAAAAUCUGAGAAAUGAACAAACUAAGGCAAAGCUUUAGGAGAAAGAAAGAUGUCUAUGUCCCGGAGGCCAGUAGGCCUCAUCAGUGGCAGACUGAUGAAGAAGGCGUUCGCACUGGCAAGUGUAGCUUUCCUGUUAAGUACUUGGGACAUGUUGAAGUGGAUGAAUCCAGAGGAAUGCAUAUCUGUGAGGAUGCUGUGAAGAGACUGAAAUCUCUACCUACAGUAAUAGCGCUCGACUUGUCCCCCCUGUUCCUCCAGGAAAGGAAGUUCUUCAAAGGCUUCUUUGGAAAAUCUGGGAGGAAAGCCGUUAAAGCAGUCCUGUGGGUCUCGGCGGAUGGACUCCGAGUGGUAGAUGAGAAAACAAAGGAUCUUAUAGUUGAUCAGACAAUAGAGAAGGUUUCUUUCUGCGCACCAGACAGGAACUUCGACCGGGCGUUCUCCUACAUCUGCCGAGAUGGCACAACGAGACGCUGGAUAUGUCACUGCUUUAUGGCCGUGAAGGACACGGGGGAAAGGUUGAGUCAUGCCGUGGGCUGUGCAUUUGCAGCAUGCCUGGAGCGAAAGCAGAAGCGAGAGAAGGAGUGUGGAGUGACUGCCACCUUUGAUGCCAGCAGAACCACAUUCACUAGAGAGGGAUCAUUCAGGGUCACUACAGCUACUGAACAAGCAGAGAGAGAGGAAAUUAUGAGACAGAUGCCAGAUGCUAAAGCAGCUGAAACAGAAGUGAAAACGGUAGCACCAGGUGCUGCACCAAACAGUACUGCCCCCUCUUCUGGCUCGCCCACCUCUCCUACUGCUGAAGUCGCUGCCUCUCUGGACAAGGAAAUGAGCAAUCCCCACGCUAUUCCACGGAGGCACGCCCCUAUAGAACAGCUUGCCAGGCAAGGGUCUUUCAGGGGCUUCCCUGCCCUGAGCCAAAAGAUGUCACCUUUUAAACGCCAGCUGUCUUUGCGAAUAAAUGAGCUGCCUUCAACAGUGCAAAGGAAGACCGAUUUCCCCAUGAAAAAUUCAGUCCCUGAGGUAGAAGGGGAAACGGACAGCAUUAGUGCCCUGUGCUCUCAGAUCACCAAUACUUUCAGCACACCAUCAGAAGAUCCUUUCUCUUCAGCCCCCAUGACAAAACCAGUGACAGUAGUCGCACCCCAGUCUCCUGCCCUUCGAGUUAAUGGCACUGCCUCUGCCUUCUGUGUGCUUGCUGCUAAACCAUCCCAAGCUGCUGUAGUGUCCACAGCUAUGCCCGUUCGUGAAACCAAUCCUUGGGCUCAUGCUCCUGCUGCUAAUACUGGAGCUGCAGCUGUGGUUGCUGGCACUGAAUGGAGCAGCACCUCCUCAGGUGCAGCCUCACCAAGUCUCUUCCAAGGAAAUCACAGACGUACUCCCUCAGAAGCAGACCGCUGGUUGGAAGAGGUCUCAAAGACUGUCAGAGCCCAACAGCAACCAACUGCAGCCCCUGCUCCAGCCCCAGCUCCACAGCCACUACUACAGCCUCCUCCAGCAGCUUCCCAGCCAGCAGCACCAGCCUUCCCAGUCAGCACCUUCGUUGCGCCUCAGCCUGUGCCGGUGGGUGUGGUACCACCCCUGCAGCCAGCGUUUAUUCCCGCUCAGCCCUACGCUGUGGCAAAUGGGAUGACCUAUGCAGCCCCAAGCGUCCCUGUGGUCGGAAUCACACCUUCCCAGAUGGUAGCCAACGUCUUUGGUACUGCAAGCCACACUCCGGCCGCCCACCCGCAUCAGUCGCCCAGUCUUGUCAAACAGCAGACGUUCCCUCAGUACGAAAGCAGCAGCGCUACCACCAGCCCCUUCUUCAACCCUCCUGCGCAGCACAACGGCUCUGCAGCCUUCAACGGAGUCGAGGGUGGCAAAUGGGCUGCAGAGGACAAGCAUUCGCAGCCCCCCGCUGCCGCUCCACAGGUAGAUCCCUUUGAAGCACAGUGGGCAGCCCUGGAGAGCAAGGCCAAGCAGCGCACUAAUCCCUCUCCAACUAACCCCUUCUCAAGUGAUUUACAGAAGACAUUUGAGAUUGAACUUUAAGCAGUCUUUUGCGGGGGUUGAUAAAUUGUCCACUAGGGUAGUGGAAUAAAGGGAGCAGAGGGGACUGUUUCUGAUCAGUUUGCUUUGAUAAUCCCAAAGGUCCCUUCAAACAAAAAUGGGUUAGAAAGAGGGAGCAGUUACGGGGAGGAUAUAAACAUACAGAGAAUUUAACAUGCGGUUCUUAAAAGGAUGCUGGAGCCACCCCAGUCUGCAUUUCCUCCUCACUUGGAAAGCUGGAAGUCAAACAGAGCAAAGAAAGGCACCCAGUCCCAAAGCCUGUUCUGCAGAAACAUCACUUCUCUCACAGUAAGGGAGGCAGAGUUUGCGCUUCUGUCCUUCUGAUGCCCUGUGAGUCCUGGACAAACCCCCUCAGGGAAAAAUGGAUGGGGUGGGGUAGUGGGGGGGUGGACACGGGUGGGAGAUUGUCACCUGCUUGGUAAAAGCUAGGUUUGUGGAAAAAGUUGAGCUUCCAUUUUGAGUAACAAAGUGAAUAUUAUAUGUAAAGAAUAAAGUAAAGCCAAAAUCUUUAUUUUUAUGCAUUUAGAAUAUUUUAAAUAGUUGGAUAUUAAAAGCUGUAUGAGUUGUAAGUAAUCUUGCCAAAGGUUAAAAAACAAAAGGGGGCUGGAUGUAAGAAAUUGUACAUAAGAUUGAUUUAUCUCUGAUUCUUAUUGUAAGUAAUAUUGGGGGGGGGG
Messenger RNA from Dryobates pubescens (Downy woodpecker), 2840 nucleotides. It is a transcript of the gene NUMB, whose product is annotated as NUMB endocytic adaptor protein. The coding region runs from base 130 to 2148 and encodes 672 amino acids. NCBI's taxonomy places the organism in Eukaryota, Metazoa, Chordata, Aves, Piciformes, Picidae. The record is from RefSeq and is a predicted model, not a curated record. The transcript has 11 exons. Gene Ontology annotation, molecular function: cadherin binding.